AUGUCGGGUCUGUUCUCUGAAUGCAGGGAGAGCGCGACGGCGCGGCCGUCGGCUCCGGACUCCGGCGGCGGUUUCCUUCCGGAGGAGGAAUUCCAGGAGCCGCCGCGCACGCGCUCGCGACUAGCGCCGGUCGUCGAUCCCUCCGAGCGGCCGGUCUGCACGGAGUGUUCGCGACCUUUCGCGCAGUCCUACCUGUUCGACUCGUUCGACUUCCGCGUGUGCGACGAGUGCCGCGACGAUGCAGACGAACACGCGCUCGUCACUCGCACCGAAGCCAAGAGCCUGUACCUGCUGAAGGACUGCGACCUGGACCUGCGGCCCCCGCCGCUGCGCUUCGUGCGGCGCCGCAACCCGCACGGCUCGCGCCUGGGCGACAUGCGCCUGUACCUGCGGCCGCAGGUGGAGGAGCGCGCGCUCGCCGUGUGGGGCUCGGAGGAGGCGCUGGAGCAGGAGCGCGAGCGGCGCGACGACAAGCGCGCUCGUGCGAAACAAACGCAGACGAAGAAGCGGCUGCGCGCGCUGCGCAUGGACGUGCGCUCCAGCCUCUUCGACCGCACGCACGCCACGCACGUGCACGAGUUCGGCGACGAGCAGUACGCCGCCGACACCGACCUGUACUCGCGCACCUGCGUCCACUGCGGACACGUAGAGUCUUACGAAAAGAUGUAG
This is a messenger RNA of Arctia plantaginis, 669 nucleotides long. The record is from the annotation of a GenBank genome assembly. NCBI's taxonomy places the organism in Eukaryota, Metazoa, Arthropoda, Insecta, Lepidoptera, Erebidae.